ACUAGCCAAAUGUCAAACCGCGGGAAUGUUAGGAUUUUUAGGUUAGAAUAAAAAGUUAUUGUUUUUGUUUAUUUUUCAUUGAGUGAGUGUAAAAACCAAAUUAAUACAUAUUGUUAUGAUAGACGCUUAUUAUAAAAGCUAGCUUAAUAAGGUUAUUGCUAAAAUGAGUGAAGAAACCCUUCAAGAGCGGCAGGAUAAUGAAAUUGAGGCCUUAAAGGCAAUUUUCUGUGACGACUUGGUGGACAACCGCCAGGCUAUAGCGUGGAAGGUGUGGCGGCCGCUCGACCUCAUGCUGACUCUGCACCCGCUGCACAGCUCCAGUGUCGCCGGCAGCCACUGCUCCGUCACUCUGCAUAUUAAGUGCUGUGAAAACUACCCUAAUAAGCCUCCAUCUCUGUCCCUGCAUAAAAUCCAGGGCUUGUCUAAUGAAAAUGGUGCCAAAUUGUUGACUGAGUUGGAAGAAUUAGCCACAAAGUCUUGUGGGGAAGUCAUGAUAUUUGAGUUAGCUCAACAUGUGCAGAAUUUCCUCCAUGCCUUCAACAAGCCAACAUUGUCAUUUUACGACGAGAUGUUGGAGCGCCGCAACGAAAUGGAGAGACUCAAACUUCAUGAUCAGCAGGUUAAAGAGAAUGAGGAGCGUCAAAAGAUGAAGGAUGAGAUCCAGAAACGGCAGGAGAUUCUCAAGGGAGCGGGGCGGCAGCGGCUGCACCGGACCAGUGUCAGUCAGCCCGAGGCAGAGGGACAGGGGGACGCGCCGGAACUCAUCUAUUACGCCGACAACGCAAUGUCUCCAGCUAAGAAGGCCCCAAAGAACCGCACAGCCAACAUCGCUUGCACGUGCAGCACCAAGGGAAUACAGAUACUGAGAGUCAUGCAGAAGAACAACAAGAAAAUUCAUGUGGGGAAGUGCUUGGGUCACUCAACAAACGGUGCUACAACGUACCUAGCAAUAGACGCAGACACCGGCGACUUUGUCGUCACACGCAAAUGGGCUCUAAACCCAGCCACAGAUUUCCAAACCCGCAACCGACAAAUGAACCUUAUUGAGCAGGACUUAAAGGCAAUGUCUCGAAUAAAACACCCACCUUUAAUCCCGUACAUAGCUAUGGAAAUCCAACAAGAGGUUGUGAAGCGAACUUCAGUUCAGUGCGUUUAUAUUUUCCGUGAUUUUGUGCUUGGAACGUCUUUAAAAGACUUACGGACAAAGUUGAAGACGUUUGGUGAUAAUGAUGGUUUUGAGGCUGUGAGGUUAUUACGCCAUGUCGGUAUUGGGGUGUUAAGUGCGUUGAGUGAGCUACAUAGUGUUGGCGUAUUGCAUAGGGAUGUGCGGAGUGAGAACGUUUUUCUGAACGAUUCCGGAGCUGUCAAGUUGGUUGGCGCUGGCUUGGAUGUUAGAUUGGCCGAGAUAUUAGAAGGAGAGAGUUUUUGUGAUAGACAAACCAAAACCCAAGACAUAUUCAGCGCGGCGCAGCUGCUUCUAUCCAUUGUAUCGAGUCACGAGCCCUCACACGAGGUACCGUCGCAGCUGCCCGUGGCGGCCCGGGACUUCUUCUCCAGAUGUCUAACAGAAGACGAGCAACUCCAGUGGUCGGCAGAACAGUUACUAAACCACGGGUUCUUGAAAGAUGCGCCGGCGCCGCAGCCCAGCGGCAAGCAGCACGACGACGGGUAUAGCGGCUCUGAGGAUGAAGACAAACUCCUAGUGCAGUCGUUCGUCCAGAGCCUGCCGUCUAGUGGACAUUCAAGGCUUAGUGCGGAGUUCGAGGUGCUCAAGUGGCUAGGGAAAGGUGCUUUUGGUGAUGUCUUGAAAGUAAAAAACAAGCUAGACGGCGGAUUCUACGCGAUAAAGCGCAUCAAACUUAACCCGGAAAACGUUCAGUUGAACAAGAAGAUAACCAGAGAAGUGAAGUUAUUAUCCCGUCUUAACCACGAGAACGUCGUUCGCUACUACAACGCGUGGAUAGAAACUAUGUCGGCUGUGCUAGAUGACACUACGGAGACUGUUAGCACAGAUCCUAGUGUUGUUAAAGAACAAAAGAACCAACCCAAGAAGCCCGGUCCCAACAGCAUAGAAGCGGAUCUAGCUAAGUUAGCGCCGGGGGUCAAGCUAGAGUGGUCGAUAUCAGAAGCUCCUAUCACCAAGACUGAUGCAGAGUCUGAUUCAGAGGAAGAUGAUGAUGAUGACGACGAUGAUGAUGAAGAUGAAGGCUGGUUUAAGCGGCUGCCAGUAACAACGAACCUAGACGAAACAAGCAGCUCAAUAGAAUUCGAAGUGGACACAGACAACCAAUCACAGACGUUACCCUCAGAAGAAUUACCUUCCGACCCGCGCCCGCCCACAGAGCAUAUACAACAAGUCUUGUACAUACAGAUGGAGUUCUGUGAAAAGAAUACUCUGAGACAUGCCAUAGACAACGGUCUGUUUAUGGAGAAUUAUAGAGUUUGGAAGCUGUUUCGGGAGAUUGUUGAAGGUCUAGCACACGUCCACCAGAAAGGUAUGAUACACAGAGAUCUGAAGCCAGUGAAUAUAUUCUUGGACUCUAACGACCAUGUCAAAAUAGGCGACUUUGGCUUGGCAACCAAAGCCUUCACUUCUCUCCCUGUUGUUGAAGAUAAAGAAAAGCCACAAGAGGAAUUUGGGGGCUCCCUCACUGGGCAGUGCAUGAUUACAACAUAA
Molecule: messenger RNA, 2677 nt
Organism: Plutella xylostella (diamondback moth)
Lineage: Eukaryota; Metazoa; Arthropoda; Insecta; Lepidoptera; Plutellidae
Source: RefSeq, a predicted model, not a curated record